Penicillium lagena is the source of this 345-nucleotide messenger RNA. RefSeq lists its product as uncharacterized. The coding region runs from base 1 to 345 and encodes 114 amino acids. The record is from RefSeq and is a predicted model, not a curated record. The transcript has a single exon. NCBI's taxonomy places the organism in Eukaryota, Fungi, Ascomycota, Eurotiomycetes, Eurotiales, Aspergillaceae.
AUGGACUCUGCCGAGAUGGACGAGAUGCCCGACCAAGCCACCAUGAUGAACUUUGCUCUGCCGAAGGUCAAUCACCAAGGCGUGCGCCCCCACGACGACGACAUCGACAUGUGGUACUCGUCAUUCACCAAUGAUUCGUGUGCCUGGGACGACUUGGCUGUGGCGGAGACGCAGAAAUUAGGGCUCUUCGGAUUCGCGAGGCCGUCGACUGAGACUGUCGCCGAUUGGGACGGCGCCUGCUCCUGCGUCGGGAGCGUGACUUGUGCACUCAGAAACGGAACUCUGUUCGGAGCUCUGUUUGGGAGGGCGAUGAUGAAGAUCUGCACAAGAAGAUUCGGGGAAUGA